Hippoglossus stenolepis (Pacific halibut) is the source of this 1615-nucleotide messenger RNA. RefSeq names its product CLN6 transmembrane ER protein a (gene cln6a). The transcript has 7 exons. Lineage: Eukaryota; Metazoa; Chordata; Actinopteri; Pleuronectiformes; Pleuronectidae. The record is from RefSeq and is a predicted model, not a curated record. Bases 178 to 1092 code for a protein of 304 amino acids.
GUGUCGCUGUCAGAAAGAAGAAGAAGAAGAAGAAGAAGAAGAAGAAGAAGAAGAAGAAGAAGAAGAAGAAGAAGAAGAAGAAGAAAUAAAUAAAUAAAUACAAAAUCAAAAACAUGGAGAAAAGUACAGGAGCUGCAUGAAUCUUUAUUCAAACCCAGAGAAGAAACAAUCCACAACAUGAACGUGAGAAACCGAGGAAACGAGUCAGUAAAGAAACCACAGAGCACUCCUAGUGUUGUGAAGGAAAAUGUGCCACAGAAGAAGAAGAAGAAGAAGCAGCACUUCCACUUUGACCUGUGGUUCUAUCUCACUCUGGAGAACUGGAUACUGGACUUUGGAAGGCCCAUCGUCAUGAUCGUCCUUCCCCUGGAAUGGUUUCCUCUGAACAAGCCCAGUGCUGGAGACGUUUUCCACAUGGCCUACAAUGUCAUCACACCAUUCGUACUGCUCAAGCUGAUUGAGCGCAGCCCCCGUGCGCUGCCUCGCUCAGCAGUCUACUGUUGCAUUAUCUUUUUUGUCAUGGGAGCCAGCAUCCACCUGGUGGGAGACUCCAUCAACCACCGGCUCCUCCUCAGUGGCUACCAGCUCCACCUGUCCGUCAGAGAGAACCCCAUCAUCAAAGACCUUAAACCUGCUUCACUGAUUGACUCAUUUGAGCUGCUGUAUUUCUAUGAUGAACAGCUGGGACACUUGAUGUGGUAUAUCCCUUUCUUCAUCAUUCUGUUCAUCUACUUCACCGGCUGCUUCACUGAGACAGAGGAAAAGAAAAAGGUUCCUGUGACUGGUUGGCUGUUGCUGGGACCCAGCGCUCUCUACUAUUGGUACUUGGUGACUGAAGGACAAAUCACUGAACUUUUCCUCCUCACCGUCCUCGCCAUGAUUGCCAUGGUGAUACAUCAGCGGCGUAAAGGCCUCGGCCCGGACAGCAAUGGCCGGUUCCUGCUCUGUAGUUUCGGCGUUACCCUCGUCCUGAUGGCGCUGUGGGUCUUCUACCUCUGGAGUGACCCGGUGCUACGCAACAAGUACCCCGGACUCCUUUACAUGCCAGAGCCCUGGUCCUACUACACCUUGCACGUCAAGAAUAACCACUGACCUUGACCUGAGGUCUGUGCUGCCGUUUGUGUGAAAGAAAACUAUUACUGAAUGCUUCGACAUCACAUGCUGCUUAUGUGUGUAUGACUCGACUGAUGCAUCUCUUGGUUCUUCAGACAGAUUUCCUUUGGCAGAGACAGUGGCUGCACUCGACUCAUGAGGAUUAUUGAUGUGCACCAACUUCAGAGGAGACAGGUUCCCUCCUGCAGGCAGCAGCACCUGCACUGAUACACAGACUUUAACAGGUUCACACUGUGACGCUUGGUGAAAAGUCGGUCUCACUUUGCAGAUGCAAUCACUUCUGCUCAACCUGGACUAUGAUUCAUGUCAUGUCAUAAAUCAGCACUGCCCAUCACAUGGGGUGUUUGUAAUAAGCCCCAAUGGGAAUGUUAGUUCUAAAGGACCAGUGUGUAAGAGUAAGGUGAAAGGGAUCUAUUGGCAGAAAUUGAAUAUACAAUGAUCCUAGUGAUGUUUUCACUCGUGUGUUUCAUCUGAAUUGUAUGAAUUGUUGUUUUCUUUACGC